Messenger RNA from Caenorhabditis briggsae, 1287 nucleotides. RefSeq names its product Protein CBR-INX-1 (gene Cbr-inx-1). Gene Ontology annotation, molecular function: gap junction channel activity. The record is from RefSeq and is a predicted model, not a curated record. The coding region runs from base 1 to 1287 and encodes 428 amino acids. The transcript has 10 exons. NCBI's taxonomy places the organism in Eukaryota, Metazoa, Nematoda, Chromadorea, Rhabditida, Rhabditidae. Gene Ontology annotation, cellular component: plasma membrane; gap junction.
AUGCUUCUAUAUUAUCUGGCGGCCAUAUUCAAGGGCUUACAUCCACGAGUCGACGACGAUUUUGUGGACAAGCUCAAUUAUCACUACACAUCUGCUAUUAUAUUCGCGUUUGCAAUCAUCGUUUCUGCCAAACAGUACGUAGGCUAUCCUAUACAAUGUUGGGUGCCUGCCCAAUUCACAGACGCUUGGGAACAGUACACGGAAAACUAUUGUUGGGUCGAGAACACCUACUACCUACCCCUGACCAGUGCCUUCCCUUUAGAAUACGGUGACAGGAGGGCACGCCAAAUCAGUUACUAUCAAUGGGUGCCGUUUGUUCUUGCUCUCGAAGCGUUAUGCUUCUACAUUCCGUGCAUAAUGUGGAGAGGAUUGCUGCAUUGGCAUUCUGGAAUCAAUGUGCAAUCAUUGACUCAAAUGGCAUGCGAUGCACGAAUGAUGGACGCCGAUGCAAGAGCGGCCACCGUGCAGACAAUUGCAGGUCACAUGGAAGACGCUCUCGAGAUUCAAAGAGAGGUCACUGAUGUGUCUGGAAUGUGUGUACAGAAGCGAUGGGCCAACUAUGUGACGUUACUCUAUGUGUUUAUCAAAAUGCUCUACCUGGGAAACGUGGUGUUGCAAGUUUUCAUGUUGAACAGUUUCCUGGGCACUGAUAACUUAUUCUACGGCUUUCACAUUUUGCGAGACUUGCUGAACGGCCGUGAAUGGGAAGUCAGCGGGAACUUUCCACGUGUAACUAUGUGUGAUUUUGAAGUACGAGUACUGGGUAAUGUUCAUCAUCACACAGUUCAAUGUGUGCUAAUGAUCAACAUGUUCAACGAGAAAAUUUUCCUAUUCCUGUGGUUUUGGUACUUUAUGGUUGCGUUCGUUUCGGCUGUUUCCAUGUUCCACUGGAUUAUCAUCUCAUUCCUACCAGGACAGCACAUGAAAUUCAUCCGGAAGUAUUUGCGAGCAACAGAUUUGGCCACUGACAGGCAGUCGGUGAAAAAGUUUGUGCACAAAUUCCUCGGAUAUGACGGCGUAUUCUGUAUGAGGAUGAUUUCGGCACAUGCUGGAGACAUUCUUGCCACAGAACUGAUAGUAGCCCUUUGGCAUAAUUUCAACGAUCGGGUCAGGAAGAGUCCAAUCGAAAUGUUCGAAGGCGGUGUCACUCAGUCACCCAGCAAAUUAGACGCAAAUUUCAAAACGUGGCUUCUCGGUCAAUCGAGGGCCAAGCCGCCCUUCGACGGCUCGAAUCCGACGCGCGGAAAGAAACGCCGAAAAUCCGAUGGUUACUUCACGUUCGUCUAA